Messenger RNA from Alternaria arborescens, 1581 nucleotides. RefSeq lists its product as hypothetical. The transcript has a single exon. Lineage: Eukaryota; Fungi; Ascomycota; Dothideomycetes; Pleosporales; Pleosporaceae. The coding region runs from base 1 to 1581 and encodes 526 amino acids. The record is from RefSeq and is a predicted model, not a curated record.
AUGCGUGGGUACAAGCAAGUCUCGAGCGAGUACCUGGACGCCGCAGUCGGUCGACUACCGACUCUGAGUCGACGGCGCCGGGUACUCGUCGCAGCGACUUUCAUACUCCUUGUCAUUUUACUCUUUGCUGUCAACGAUGACCGUCACCUUGUUCCAAAUUCUAUACCCUCAUCCCUCUCCUCUCCAUUUUCUGGCAAGAAAGAUACACCGAAGAAGUCCGCGAUCCUUCACCUUCUUAUCCCUGCAGAUCACAAAGAUGUCAAUCUUUGCAAAACAAUGCUAAGCGCUGCAGUGGCUGGAUAUCCAACUCCAACGCUGAUCAACUGGGGUGCCAAAUUCGACGAUAAAACGCUCGUGGCUGGAGGUUCGCAUUUAGCCAAGAUCAGUGGUGUACUCGAGUAUCUGCGUACACUUGGACCGGAGCGUGACGACGACCUAUUAUUGCUUGUGGAUGGAUAUGAUAUCUGGUUUCAACUGCGUCCCAGUGCGCUGGUAUCGCGCUUCCACGCCAUCAAUAACGAGGCGAACACGCGGAUACAGCAAACUAUGGGUUCGAAAGCAGCAGCUGCAGAAGGGAUAAGCCAAAACAUCAUCUUUUCUGCGCAGAAGCGGUGCUGGCCAUGGAAGCCAGAAGACCCACCUUGUUACGCUGUUCCGCAGUCUUCGCUGCCAAACCACAUCUACGGCCCCGAAACGGAUACGGAUAUUGGAUUUGAGAAAAAUCCAUAUGUUAAGUUUCGGCAACGCUAUCUCAACUCUGGUGAUGCGAUGGGUCGCGUAGGGGCGAUGAAGGCCCUCUUCGAACGGGCGAUGGAAAAGGCAGAAAAGGACCGGAACUUCGGCAGUGAUCAAAAGAUCUUCAGUGAGAUCUUCGGAGACCAGGAGUUCCAGCGAGAGGUCAUGAGACAGCGGCAUCGGAAUGUUUUCCAGAAGAUGGGAGGCUGGUUAACUGGUAGGAACAGUAUCCUCAACCCACAGUCUGAGCGACACUUGCGCGAUCACAAAGGAGGAAAACCCGAUGAGUUCGGUAUAGGGUUAGAUUAUGCUAGUCUGCUUGGCCACCCGACGGUGUUUGCAGAGGAAGAUUCAGCAUGGGUGACAUAUGAUGACCCCAAGUCUAUCGCGCAAGCCUCCGCCGAGCUCAAAAUUGCGCCAGUACGCGUACAUGACCUCGCCCAAGAUGUCACAGACUCGCAGCCACCAUUUCGCCCAGCAGUCGUUGCUCCCGGUUCCACCUUCUCUGAAGAUAAAACCUGGCGUGAAGUCCCUCUCUAUACCAACAUGUGGACGAGAGUCGUUCCUGGUCUCAUUCAUCACAAUGCUCAUCGAGACGGACUGAAGUCGCUGCGCGUCUCGGUCUGGGAUCGCAUGUGGUACUUCAACCAUUCUAGAAAGUUGUUUGAGUCGAACGCUGCCGGACCGGUUGGUCCCGUCGCUGUCGUGCACGAUGAUGAUGGGAAGGAGCAGGCGUGGUGGAGUCCGAUUGCAGAGAAGGGCGGAGCGAAGUCGGACAAGGGUGAAUGGCUACCAUGGGAUGAUUUGUGUCAGGAGUUUGAAGGCGAGGUGUUCAGGGAUAACUAG